AUGUUUCCCGUUCUGGCUAGCACAGGGAGCCUAAAAAUGCUUUUCAUAUACGCUCAUUAUGAGAAUAUAAUAUAUUUCACAAUGACUGAAUCUCGUGGAAGUGACGUGGAAGUCUUUCUGGACGGGCUGCCUCCUUCCACCAACAGAUACACCUACGAGGGGAAGGAGCAACUCCAUCAAAUUCUGAAAAUCGAAUAUGGCCGCCUAGGCCCACCACCCCAUCUCCAGUCUGAACCAUCCAAGCUCAAUCUCGAAAUAUCCGAAUACUUCGUGAUUUUCAUUGAUCCCUCCUCUUUCGACCAAGAGUUUUUGCUCCCAGACCCAAUCGCUGGUCUUCGUCUAUUCUACAGCGCCGCCCUACAUACCCUGGUUCUCAGAAUGUCAACUCCCACGCAUUCUCAAGUUGCCGGUGAAUUGCAUACCGCAGUCUUAAUUGCAUUGCUACCCAUGGGGCUGAAGCAAAAGAUUCAAGUAUAUGGAGGAGUGAACGUUCCUGUCGGCAAUGGAAACAUCAAGCAGCCAGAUGGAGGCUGGGGCCCCAUUCGGCACGCCCGUGGUGUCCCAAUACGACCCGGGGUAGUCGUGGAGGUUGGGGUGUCCGAGUCUGAAACGAAAUUGCGCAACGACGCAAGAAUGUGGGUGGAUCCCGCCAGAGGGGAGGUAGAUAUGGCCAUCAUACUGAAAGUCAACCGGAGGAAGCCCCAGCUAAAAUUUGAUACCUGGGAAUGGGACUCGGGUAUCCAAUGUCCCCAUGUCACACAAUCCUGCGUGAUCGAAAGGUCUGGUGAUAAGACCACUGUCUCCCACCACCCAAUUACGAUACCCUUUGGAUACAUUUUCCAACGGUCCCCAGAUAUUCCAAGAGAGACCGACAUUCGACUUGAAAAGCAGGACCUGAUCGACAUGGCGAGUUCGGUAUGGGCUGCGCAAGACCUAUGA
Molecule: messenger RNA, 939 nt
Organism: Penicillium crustosum
Lineage: Eukaryota; Fungi; Ascomycota; Eurotiomycetes; Eurotiales; Aspergillaceae
Exons: 3
Coding region: 1-939 (312 amino acids)
Source: RefSeq, a predicted model, not a curated record